AUGGCGACCAGAAGAAUCACAACCGCGGAGAAGACACAUCUCGACCAAGAUGAGACCAAGUCGGAGCUAAAGUCGAACAUCACGCCUGCAGUGCCCUCGUCGGUAAUCGCAAAGUUGCUGGGCUUCACUUUUGCUAUGGUCACAUUUCCGAUUGCUAGCUACUUUCUCUCGGUCAACAUGCUAUUCAGAGGCAACUCGACAUAUGCUGGUGGUCUUGCGGCAAUCGUGGCGAACGUGGUGUUGCUCGGAUAUAUCGUCGUGGCAUUCAACGACGAUAAGAGCGACAGAGAAGAAGCUAGCAAGAAGGAGACUAAGAAGUCAAGAUGA
Messenger RNA from Zymoseptoria tritici IPO323, 327 nucleotides. RefSeq lists its product as uncharacterized. Gene Ontology annotation, cellular component: endoplasmic reticulum membrane. The transcript has 3 exons. Bases 1 to 327 code for a protein of 108 amino acids. The record is from RefSeq and is a predicted model, not a curated record. Gene Ontology annotation, biological process: vacuolar proton-transporting V-type ATPase complex assembly. Lineage: Eukaryota; Fungi; Ascomycota; Dothideomycetes; Mycosphaerellales; Mycosphaerellaceae.